Molecule: messenger RNA, 2412 nt
Organism: Plasmodium knowlesi strain H
Lineage: Eukaryota; Apicomplexa; Aconoidasida; Haemosporida; Plasmodiidae
Product: conserved Plasmodium protein, unknown function
Exons: 1
Coding region: 1-2412 (803 amino acids)
Molecular function (GO): protein binding
Source: RefSeq, a predicted model, not a curated record
AUGGAUGAUCAUCACUUAGACGAGUUAGACGAAGGAUCCAGGGGAAUUCCCACCAAGAAAAAGAACUCAGAAAAGAAGCCCCCUCCAAAGGGGAAGACAAAUAAAAGGGUCGAGGGAUGGGACCCUCCACCGCAUUCGCCGGAGCGCCGCGAAAACCAAGGUACAGUCGAUCCCCAGGGAAACAACAUCGUUAGUCGUGGCGAAGUGAAUAACGACGGGGUGAAGCCAGAGCGGGAAGAAUCUCCUUCUGGACAGCUCCGAAAGGAAAGCAAGGAGGCGAGCGACAUCGUCAGUCAGAGUUCUGACCCCGACGGGAGUGACCCCCCCAGUGUUGUCAAUGAGAAUGAGAGUGUCGUUGCAUCACAGAAUGGGGACCAAAUGAGCCACGGAGAAGUGUCUAGCAAAGGGGAUGAGCUGAUGGAUGAAGAGAAACCAGGUGAAGAUAAUUCUAUCGAAGAAGCAGCUAGUAAAAUCACAAGCGAAAACAAAUCGUUGGAAGGAAAACCAUCAGAGGAAAAACCACCGGUAGACGACCAAAGCCGAGGGAGUCUCGCGCACAGGUCUGCCAAGUCGGGUAGUACAAAUACCGAGAACGGCAAUCUGAUAAAGAUAAAUCAAAAGAGCGAAGAGUGGGAGCAACCAAAGAAAUGGAGCUUGUCCCUUCUGCUCACAAAUAUAAAGUCCAUGGUAUUGACUAAUUACAUCUACGUAGCGAAACGGUGCGGAAUGCCCAAUCAGCCGAACAAACCAGGACCAGUACUUGCCAUCAGUGUAGAAAAGGAAAAUACAAACGAAGUUAAAAACAUUAUCGUGCAAACGCCAUGUGCAUAUGAGAAGUAUACUCUCAAGGGAAAGUUAAUUCAACACAAAACACUCUACCCUUGUACAGUGACCUGUAUGAUGUAUGGUAGUAUCGGAGGUAUCGGAAAGACUGUCAUUUUGGGGCUACAAAAUGGGUGCAUACUAGUUUACAAAAGUAUUGAAUUUGAAUGUAUACUGAAGUUAAAUACAAGAGAAUGUCUGGAGAAAUAUUUUAAGAGCUCUUCUUCUACCAAGAAGCCUUUUAAUAAUUCACAUGUUAAAAGUGGCACCAUGGGUGUAUUUAGUGGGACCAAUGAACAGAGGGAUUCGGGUAAAUUUUCAACGCAGGGUGCCAACUCCAAGGACGAAGGAGAGGACUACAACGACCUUUCUUAUCAGAUUUCUGGGCUCUCAGUGAAGUCCACCUUUGCUAAUUUUAUCCACUGGAUUAUUGCGGGUAACAUGCAGGGCUAUAUCUUCGUGUGGGAGGUGCCCAGUGGGAAUAUCAUAAAAAUCCUCGUGCACCCGCAUCACUUGUUCAGCCACGUGAACGGGGGUUCCCGCUCCAGCGACGACGAUAGCAGCGAUGAUAGCAGUGACAGCGGAGGUAGCAGUGAUACUUCCGAUCACGAGCAUGGUCUCCAUGGCCGCAAGGAUAAUCCCCCGGGAAAGAGAAAAAAGAAAAAAAAAAAAAAAAAAAAAAAAAAAGCUCUUCCAAAUGGUAGCAACGGUGGGGAGGGUGAGAAAGUGAUGGAUGCAUCAUACGAAAAAGAGGAAGACGACGAUGACGAUGAAAGCGAUGAUGAAGAGGAAGGCUGCUUCACCCUCGAAGACGAAGAUCUCUCCAGUAAGCCGGACGGGGAAGAGAACUCGAGCGAAUUCUCCGGCGACAACUACUUGAGCGACUCGGACGAAAAUUACAACUCUAGCGAUGAGGACAACGAUAACAGAGGGGAUGACGCCACAUCCAUACGAAUGUUACAUGGUAGGAAGAAGAAAAAAAAAAAAAAAAAAAAAAGAGAGAGAAAUGCGCCAAACAAAUGCUAUGUGUCAGCUAUAUUAGCAGUCACACAUAAGUAUGAAUUGUGGGUCGCAUUCGGAAGUGGCUACAUAGCAGUUUACGAUUUAUACGACUUCCAGUUACUUCUCUACACAUGUAUUUCGAAGAGCCCUAUCAUGGAUUUAAAGUAUUCCAAACUUUUGGAAGAUGUCUUCUUACUAAUAGGCAAUAAUUACAUUUCUGUAUGGGAUACAAAAACACUCAAACAAAUUAAAAAGGUACCCACAAGCCACGUUACAAAAAAAAACUCCUCCCUGUCUACCUUAUACCUUUUGGAACGCCCAACUUUCUGGAAAUGCAAGAAAGUUGUUCUCAUUGCAGGCUGUAAUGAUGGAUCCAUCUCCGUGACAAAUGUUACGAAAAAGAUGGAUGGAGAUUUGACCUUCUCCUAUGUGCGUACAUACGAGAAGCACUUCGAACCUUAUGUCCCCAUAAGUUAUAUUUGCAUCCACCCCAGUAUCAACGCGGCCUUUGUCGGAGAUGCCAGUGGCGUCGUCUUUACGGUUCCUAGAAUUCUGAACACGCUCAAGCACGAGGAUACUCAAAGGUGA